AUCUGGGUGGCCAACUUCAUUUUCGAAUCCAUAUCGGAACAAUCCCCAUCCUUGAUAACACAAACCAUACAUCUUGUUCUUUAUACGUCAGCCACUUAUUUGAUUGCCCUUCUGCUCAACUCCAUACCUCGAAGGGAACUUCAAUACUCCCAUCGCCUCAACCACCCCGUGAAGUCGCAAUACCAUCCAGUAAUACCUCAAACAUCAAAUAUUCCCCCUUCGGGUCACCGACCUUCCGUCUACAUUUGAACUCAGGACCCUUUUCAGGCGUGACGUCUGGCGUGAGACUGCUACGUCAGUCAAGCCCUGAAGGUACGUGUCUGGCUAAUUUGCAUACGGCGCAUCACAUCCAUCGUCUCUAUUCGAACUCUCCAUUCAUCAUGUCCUUUCCGCCACCUCCAGGUCUGAAGCAAGCACCGUCUUCGCUGCCACCGCGGCCACCAAAUACAGCAUCCCCUUCCCCUGCAUCGUUUCAGCCCGCAUACUCGGCUGCGCCAUCGUAUUCGUCCGCAGGGACCAGCAAUGGAUAUGGCAGCAGCGGGCCUCGGACAGGCUACAAUGCUUUCACAGCAUUUGCGCCACGCUCCGUAGCUUCUAGUCAACCUUACCGUACCAGCAGCCCCGUCGUAUCUGCUCCACCAGCCGCCUCAGCCGGAUACUCCACCCCCACUACGGCAGGCUACGGUAGCUACUAUUCGCAGCCACAACAAACAUACCAAAGCGGAGCCUCGUACUAUGGCUCUGCCCAGUAUAAUGAAAACACAUAUGGUCCGUCCGUGCCUCGGAUUCAGAAUCCCUUCUCCGCUCCGGGAGCUGACCAAGCAAACAAUUAUGGUAUGCGCGGGAAGAACUUUGGGCGCAAUGAGUCUGGUUUAGAUCCGGAGACAGAAGCACAGAUUGCACAGUGGCAAAGUGCCUAUGCGAACAGAGACGAAACACAGGCGACGAGCAAGGUUCCUGGCCGCCGAGACGGAUACACGGUGUCCGGCGCCGGCUCCGGGGUCAAUACCCCCUCCGGCACCGCUACAGCAGCUACCACUCCGGCACCCGUUACAGGCCAGGCCGAGCCACAGACGACCGUUGCUCGGGCUGGUGGUGGCCAGACCUGGACCGACUCAACUCUUUUGGAAUGGGACCCCGCACAUUUCCGUCUUUUUGUAGGAAACCUUGCCGGCGAAGUCACGGACGAUUCGUUGCUGAAGGCGUUUGCGAAGUACACGUCCGUCCAGAAAGCCCGGGUGAUCCGCGACAAACGCACUCAGAAGAGCAAAGGGUAUGGGUUCGUCAGUUUCAGUGACGGAGAUGACUAUUUCAAAGCCGCGAGGGAAAUGCAAGGGAAGUAUAUUGGGUCCCAUCCUGUCCUACUCCGCCGUGCCACUACUGAGGUCCGUCCGGUGGCUAACGCAAAGAAUGGUAAAAAGCACGGCGGUGGGGGUGGCUCGGGAGGCAGCCACGGUGGAGGAAAAGUUAAGCAUGAUGGAAUUAGAAAGCCUGGAAAGACCAAGGGUGGGCUUAAAAUCAUCGGAUAGUGCGCAGGUAUUUAGAUUGUAUUCGUACGCUGAGCGUUCUUAACAUAAAAUUAUAAUGAUACACAUUUGAGUCCUUUA
This is a messenger RNA of Aspergillus caelatus, 1607 nucleotides long. Its product is annotated as RNP domain protein. Gene Ontology annotation, molecular function: mRNA binding. Lineage: Eukaryota; Fungi; Ascomycota; Eurotiomycetes; Eurotiales; Aspergillaceae. Bases 381 to 1529 code for a protein of 382 amino acids. The record is from RefSeq and is a predicted model, not a curated record. The transcript has a single exon.